Messenger RNA from Aspergillus aculeatinus CBS 121060, 696 nucleotides. RefSeq lists its product as uncharacterized. The transcript has 2 exons. Bases 1 to 696 code for a protein of 231 amino acids. NCBI's taxonomy places the organism in Eukaryota, Fungi, Ascomycota, Eurotiomycetes, Eurotiales, Aspergillaceae. The record is from RefSeq and is a predicted model, not a curated record.
AUGUACUACAACCAGUCCAGUCCCCCACCACCCCCGCCAGAGUUACCCUUCUCCGAAGGCAAUGGCGAUGCCGAGUCCUGGGUUCAAUGGGUGUUCGAUUCGAACGAGAUCCCCGCCUACCUGACCGGGGAUCAACCCUUGUCCAUCAUGGGGGCGCCCAUCAAAUGCUUCUGCACGGCAUGGGCUGUCGAGGAUGCCCAUAUCGACCAGGCAGCCAAGAUCCUUGCUGCCACGGGCAAAUUCUACCCCUGCAAGGACCCCGAGCGGCGCCACUGCUAUGCAGACAACGUGGAGGCGCAGGACGAGCGGUAUAUCCCCCUUCCAGCGUAUCAUUUCCAUACCGACGAGCGCUACCCAACGGUUUGUGGCGACUUUGAGAGUCAGACGGGGCGGAUUUUCCUUUACCGCAUGUCCGACGUGCACUCGCCUGCAAUUCGAACCCCGUCUGCAGGGCCUCAGAAGCCAUUGGAGCAGACAGUCCACCAUGGCUAUGACAGCGGCAACUACAUCUCCACCUCCAGUGAUUACCUCUGGUUCUCGGCCCUUCAUAGCUCUAAGAACCGUGGGUAUCGGGACACCCCCUAUGCCCACUUGAACUGCCGUGGUCGCCAAGACCCGGGCAAGUACCCGGUCAAAAUGCUGCGAUAUAAUGAAAAUAAUCCCGAAAUGGAUUCCGACGGCGAGAAGCUAUACUGA